ACGUAUUUAUUACAGUUGAAGUAUUAAAUGAGUCGGGUUUUGCACGUUCGUUCUGGAAAAAGUGUCUUAUUUGUUGGAAAUGUCUCUCGAAGGAGUGAAGGACCCGAAAAUGUGACUUUAAACUAGAAAAUUUGCGAUUGUAAAGUGAAAGUAAAAAACAUUAGUGGGGGUGUAAAGGUGUAAUAGGGCUGAGGGAUCGAAUUUCCAGCCGUGCCACCCACAAAGAAGUGCGUUAUCAAGUUUGCCCUUUAGUUUAUGUGAUAAAAUUACUCUAUUCGAAAAAUGUCGUCAGAAAGCCCAGACGAGGAAUGCAUAGCAAGACAGGCAGAAGAACACGAUGAAGAUGUGUUUUCUAUUCUGGUAGCUACUGAUAUUCAUUUAGGGUUUGCUGAGAAGGAUCCCGUAAGAGCCAAUGAUACGUUUGAUACAUUCGAAGAAGUGCUUAAAACUGCCAAGGAAAAUCGAGUAGAUUUUCUUCUACUGGGAGGAGAUCUAUUUCAUGAGUCCCGGCCAUCGACGUAUUGUAUUUAUAAGUGCAUUGAACUGCUGAAGAGGUACUGCUUAGGAGAUGAACCGGUUCAAGUGGAAUUCCUAUCGGACCCAUCGCAUAAUUUUUCGAAUACUGGAGACGACACAGUGAACUAUGAAGAUCCAAACCUCAAUGUGGAACUGCCAGUGUUUUCAGUACAUGGAAAUCACGACGACCCGACUGGAGAGCAUCAAAUAUCCGCCAUGAACUUAGUGGCUUCAACCGGGCUGGUGAACUACUUUGGAAAAUGCAGCGACCACAGUUCGGUAGAAAUUCAACCGAUUCUGCUGCGGAAAGGCCAAACCAAGCUGGCCCUGUAUGGACUAUCGCAUAUUAAGGACGAGAAAUUGGCCAGGCUGAUCUUUGACAAAAAGUUCAGUUUUGCCAUUCCCCCUGAACCUGAUUGGUUCCAUCUUUUGGUGUUGCACCAAAACCGAGCGAAUCGAGGCGUGAAAACAUUCGUUCCUGAUGAUGCGCUGCCCGAUAUUCUCGACCUGGUCAUUUGGGGUCACGAGCAUGACUGUAGGAUAGAACCAGAAAGAACCAACAGCAAAACGCACAUUCUACAACCCGGAAGCACAGUUGCCACCUCCCUAUGCAUUGGAGAGGCCAUUCCCAAGCAUGUAGCUCUGUUGAAAGUCUACAAAAACAAUUUCCACAUCACCCCAGUGCCAUUGAAAACCGUUCGGCCAUUUGUGUUUCGGGAGAUGAUUUUAAAGAAAUUGGAUGGCCAGCCAGAUGAGGAGGAGGUCGAAUGCACUGAUCAACUUUUAACCAGGCAAACUCAUGCUGAAAAGCAGGUGGAAAGCGAAAUUGAGAUCAUGAUUACCGAAGCUAAUCAGCAGGGUCAAUUAGGAAACAAGCUGCCGCUGCUGAGACUAAUUGUGGCCUAUGUGGAUGAGAGCCAGACAUUUAAUACCAUCAGGUUUGGACAGAAAUACAUUGGUCGAGUCGCAAACCCAAAGGACAUGGUCAAACUUAGGUCUACAGUGAAGAAGAGUCCCAGACACGGCAAGGAGAAGAACGAGUUUUUAACACCAGUAAAUCAAAGCCUGCCGAGUCGCGUGGAGGAUUUGGUAAUGCAGUAUUUCGAGGACAACCAGCAAAAGCAACUCAAGUGUCUUUCUCUCAAUUUUCUGAACGCAUCCGUUGUCAAAUGCAUCGAUGCCAAUGAGUAUGACGCUCCCGUACUUGUCACCAAAGAGUUAAUUAACGAGCUGAGAACGAAAUUGGAGGAAUCCUCAAUAGACAUUGACGGGGUCGAUGGUUUCGUGAAUAACGCCAAAGAACAAGAAGCAGAUGGCGCCUCAGCGGUAAAUAAGAUCUUAGAUCGGUUACAAACUCGGAAAAGGCCCAACGUGAACCAGGAAAUUGAUUCUGAUUCGGAUUUAGAUGCUACCAAUGGAGUUGCCUCUUCUCCAGGUGCGCCGCCUACAUUACCUGCAAAGAAGCCAGGCGCUAGAGGAGGUCGUGGUUCGAGAGGCGCAAGAGGAAGAGGACGCGGCAAAGCCUUAAGUUAGUUCGGGUCGAUUCUUUGAAUAUUUUCUUUUCAAAGUGUCAAAUAAGGACGAAAUUGUUUAAAA
This is a messenger RNA of Dendroctonus ponderosae (mountain pine beetle), 2112 nucleotides long. RefSeq names its product double-strand break repair protein MRE11 (gene mre11). Gene Ontology annotation, biological process: mitotic intra-S DNA damage checkpoint signaling; meiotic DNA double-strand break formation; double-strand break repair via nonhomologous end joining. The record is from RefSeq and is a predicted model, not a curated record. Gene Ontology annotation, cellular component: Mre11 complex; nucleus. The transcript has 11 exons. NCBI's taxonomy places the organism in Eukaryota, Metazoa, Arthropoda, Insecta, Coleoptera, Curculionidae. The coding region runs from base 283 to 2049 and encodes 588 amino acids. Gene Ontology annotation, molecular function: manganese ion binding; DNA endonuclease activity; 3'-5'-DNA exonuclease activity.